AUGGAGAAAGGAAACCAGACCACAGUGGCAAAGUUCAUCCUUCUGGGGUUCACCACAAACCCCAAACUCCAAGUGCUCCUGUUUGUGCUGCUUCUAUUCAUAUAUAUAGCCAGCCUGAGCGGGAACAUGGCACUGAUUGCCCUAAUCUGUAGCAGCUCUCACCUCCAUACGCCCAUGUAUUUCUUCAUUGGGAAUCUGUCCUUCCUGGACCCCUGGUAUUCCUCUGGCUACACCCCUAAAAUCCUGGCGAACUGUCUUUCUGAAGACAACAGCAUUUCCUUCGGAGGUUGUGGUUCCCAGUUCUUUUUUUCUGCUGGCCUUGCAUACAGCAAAUGUUACCUCCUUGCAGCCAUGGCCUAUGACCGUUAUGCAGCCCUGCUGUAUGCCAUGGCCAUGUCCAGAAAGCUGUGCACUGGGCCGGUGGCCAUCUCAUAUCUAAGCGGCUUCACCAAUGCCACAAUAAUCAUGAGUGAAACCUUCAGGCUGAGCUUCUGUGAAGGCAACAUCAUUGACGACUUCUUCUGUGACCUUCCUCUACUGGUGAAGCUGUCCUGUAAUGUCCCAGGGAGCUACCCAUCUGUGCUGUACUUCAUUCUGGCCUCAAAUGUGAUUACUCCCUCAGCACUUUUCCUUGUCUCCUAUGCCUUCAUCCUGGCGGCCGUCUUAUGGAUUCAGUCCCCUGAAGGGAGAUGGAAAGCCUUUUCCACCUGUGCCUCUCACCUGACUGCUGUCACUUUGUACCAUGGCUCCAUCCUCUUCAUCUACUCGCGCCCCAGCUCCAGCUAUGCCUUGGAGAGGGACAAAGUCGUUUCUGUCUUCUACACCAUGGUAAUCCCAGUGCUGAAUCCCCUCAUUUACAGUCUCAGGAACAUGGAGGUAAAGGAAGCUCUGAAGAAAGUUGGGAUGAAGUGGAGGGCAGAAUAA
Varanus komodoensis (Komodo dragon) is the source of this 924-nucleotide messenger RNA. Its product is annotated as olfactory receptor 1013-like. The transcript has a single exon. Gene Ontology annotation, molecular function: olfactory receptor activity; G protein-coupled receptor activity; odorant binding. Gene Ontology annotation, biological process: G protein-coupled receptor signaling pathway; sensory perception of smell. The record is from RefSeq and is a predicted model, not a curated record. Bases 1 to 924 code for a protein of 307 amino acids. NCBI's taxonomy places the organism in Eukaryota, Metazoa, Chordata, Lepidosauria, Squamata, Varanidae. Gene Ontology annotation, cellular component: membrane.